AAAAUGAGUUCAUCAUCAGUGGACAACAGUUGGCUGUCAUCGGCUUACACGAGAUAUCUUGAAGCAAAAGACUUAAGCGAUCGGCAAAGUCUUCACGAUUCAGUUGACCAGCCGUUUGAAUCGAAAUAUAAGGCCAAACAGAUUCUGCAGGAUUUGCUGGACACCACUGUGUCCACAGAAUUGGUUGCCACCGACGAUAAGGUCGACGACGGUAAUGACGAUCAGCUAAAUUCUGGCCAACUUCUGGAGCUAUUAUUACACUACGAGUUGGGUGCCAUCGAUUUGGAUACCGAAGAGCCAUCAAAUGCGACCAAACAUUUCCAGUUGAGUCGGAAGUUAUUGAUGGACAUCACUGGCGGCGACAGCGGCGGCGCCGCCGACACCGACGCCAACGAUAAUCAGAAGAAUCGGUUACGAUUGUCGUUGACAUUGAUGUCGGUUGUGGUCAACAAUCAGUUAGGAUUUAUUUGGUGCUCCCGAAGUGACUAUACGGAAGCAAUCGGUUAUCUACAAGAAGCAAAACAAGCGUACGACUGGUGGUCAAAAACCAGUGAUGACCACUUACGGCUCGGUUUGUUACUGGAUUUUGCCGAUCUGUUUACAUCGAAACCGUUGCACGAGUCAAACGUUAGCCGACGACUGGCCGCCGCAAACGAGACCAACAACUCGAAUAAAGGCUUGAAAAACUUAGAAUCGGGCCAUACGUUGACACUGUAUCUGAUGGCACAGACCUACGAAAAGUUGGGCGACAAUAGCCAAUCGGCUGUCUACUGUCACUCGACACUCAAACGCCAAUAUCGGUCACUACAGGAGUCGUCGGAGUCGUCGUCGUCGUCACCACAAAUUGAUGAACCAUUGAUGUACGACCGUAUCGAUUGGGCACUGAAUGCGGCCACACUAUCGCAAUACUUUGCGUCCAACGACGACUUCAAUGCCUCCCGACAUCAUAUCUGUUGCGCACUUAAAGUCAUCAAUAGUUUAGCGUUGUUGUCGCCGGCGGACAUCGAGUCUGAUAAAUAUCGGAAAGCUAUGGCCGAUAUCAAUCGGAUUGUUGUCAAAUACAGUAUUAUGCUUCUGGAGUCAUCGGGAACUGCUAUACGCGAUAAUCUGGUGGUCACCACCAUCACUGAACAGACUGAUGAACAACAAUCAACCGGUGAUCAGAAGUUCAGACCAUAUUUGCUGAACGACCGGGAAGUGGAGGAAUUGGAGAAAACUAUCAAAACAUACCCGAUUAGGACACUAUCGGCCGCUCAACAAGUGUUCAAAUAUGCCAAUCAAUGUCUUACCGAAGCCAUGGAGUUCUAUAAACUGGACGAAAGAGCGUCGGAUUAUAUAUCAUGUAUUCAGGACAGGAGUAAACUGUAUCAGUAUUUGAUACCAUUUGACAGUGACUACGAUCGACAGUGUCGGAUGCAUAAGCGUCGGGUGGACGCACUCGAGGAACUGAUCAAACAGAUUAAUCCGAAAAUAUUUGUCGGCCAAUAUCGGCAGCUGUUGUUCGAAUUGGCCGAAAUUCAUACGCAAAUGGCCGAACUGAAGACAUGCAUUAUGAAUGACAAGUCGGACGACGAUUCGGCGGCCAUCGAUGACCGACAAAUGCUUGUGGCCAUCAAAAAGAUUAACCUAUUGUUUGCCAAAUCCAUUCAUAAUUUUGAUACAUUCAUCAAGACAUUUGUCGAUGAAAAAUCGGCCAACAAAUUACCCGAUUCGCUGCCCGCCGACUAUAUACGGCCAGUAUUGUUGGCCGUAUUUUCGAUUGGCCGACUUUAUUCGAAACUGGUUACCCGUGAUCCGAGAGAACAGUUGCGUAAUUGGUCGAAAUGCGAGGACAACUAUCAGCAGUGUAAGGACUAUUUGGAUCGUAAUCCUGAACACCGAUCGGAACAUUUUGCCGACGAGUGGCCACUGCUUGAAGAGAUGCUAUCGCUAAUACCCGGCAAAAUGCAAUUGAUAUUGAAUUCAACGAUGUAUUGAUUGAUUGAUUGAUUGAUUGAAAAACCAAAGAAAAACAAUUUUUUAAAAUUACUUUUAA
Oppia nitens is the source of this 2035-nucleotide messenger RNA. Its product is annotated as KIF-binding protein-like. Bases 4 to 1977 code for a protein of 657 amino acids. NCBI's taxonomy places the organism in Eukaryota, Metazoa, Arthropoda, Arachnida, Sarcoptiformes, Oppiidae. The record is from RefSeq and is a predicted model, not a curated record. The transcript is spliced from 2 exons.